AUGUCACUUGGGCAGACGAAUCAACUUGUCGUCCUAGGUUUCGUCCUGUCUCUUAUGAGCUUCUGUAGUCUGAGCGCUUCGUACAAGGUGUUCAGCGGAGGAGCCACGGAACGUGAGGUCAAGGCACCUGGUAUGGAUUUUGGUAUGACAGCGGCACCAGGGUAUCAGUUGAUUGGUAAUGGUCUCUCGCUGCUUCCCAAUGUUUAUUUGCCAUUCUGGUUACAUCCGGCUCUCAACCGCACAUACGGAUUUAACCUGUUUGUUGCCGACAAUGACACCUCAGCUAUUCUUGAUGCACCUCUUCCAGGGACCCUGGUGAAGCUCCAGUCCUCCCUCGAACUCUAUCAAUCUGCCACUCUCGAGGUAGACGUUAAUACAACAGUUACUGAGAGAAUCAACCCAUCACCAGCGCAGCGGGCAGACAAUAACUUUUGGACAGAAACAAAUGAUACAUACCCGAACCCAAUUAACUCACCUGGACCUGGUGGAAAGACCCCCUACGAAAUUUGGAGUGGACAGGGCAAAGACGGCAAUAUUUUCAAUGAGACUUACCUGUCUCGUUGGGAUCCCGCAUCGGGACAAACAUUCGCAUCCCAAGCAGAGCGUUUCAUCACGACACGACGGACCUGCACAGGUACCUGGAAUGUAACUCGGACUAACGCGACCUUGAUUGGCGUUCGCAAUCUUAUACGAGCCGAUCAAGCUAUCAACGAUCAGUUAGUCAUCCAGAAGAACGCGCUCGAGAUUGGUACGAUUUUCAAUCAAUUUCUAGGCGAGUUCGACUACACGGCAAGGGGAAGAUACAAUCAACGCUUGCCAGAUUCGACGCUCGCAGAACCAGUGUUCGUGCCAAAGAUCAACACUCGCUCUCCUUUAGUAGCUGCGAUGAUCUGGGCUCGCAUUGUCAGUCUGGAUGGGCCAGAACGACCGACCCAUGAGAACAAUGUUGGGCCUGUGGAUUACCAUCUGAGCUAUCCUAAACGGAGUGAUCAGAUUGAGAUGGUCAGGCGCGUGCUCACUCUCAAAAGAAGUCGGUGGCUGGUAGUUAUCCUAGUCAUUCACCCUGUUCUCACUAUACUUGCUCUUGCGGCGAAGUUGACAUUAUUUGGAACACCUAUUAGUGACGACUUUGGUGUAGUAUCGCUCCUGGCGGCUCUGGGAGAGGACGAAAUCAGGAAGCUGCAAGGCGCUGCUCUGAGCGGGCAGCUGAGCAAGACCAUGAGAGUCCGCUUUGUCGUCAACGGAAGAGGUGCGGAUGCCACGUAUGACCAGCUGCAGAUUGAGUUGGACUCUAAAGAGCCAUCAGAUAGACUGACUAAGAGAAUGUUAUAUGGUUGA
Molecule: messenger RNA, 1338 nt
Organism: Bacidia gigantensis
Lineage: Eukaryota; Fungi; Ascomycota; Lecanoromycetes; Lecanorales; Ramalinaceae
Exons: 2
Coding region: 1-1338 (445 amino acids)
Source: RefSeq, a predicted model, not a curated record